Emericellopsis atlantica is the source of this 534-nucleotide messenger RNA. RefSeq lists its product as uncharacterized. The record is from RefSeq and is a predicted model, not a curated record. The transcript has a single exon. The annotation marks the transcript as partial. Lineage: Eukaryota; Fungi; Ascomycota; Sordariomycetes; Hypocreales; Bionectriaceae.
AUGGCUUCAACUCACGAUCUCGAGCUACAGCUACGGCAGCUUCAAGAGCAGCAGCAGCUCCUUCUUCAGCAGCAAGAACGGCUCCAAGAGCAGCUUUCACAGCAGCUUCAACAACAGCAUCAAGAGCUCCUCCAAGCACUACGAACGCCCUCACCACAACCUUCCGGCCGUGCAAGCAAUACAAGCCGCGAUACCCGCAUUUCGAUUCGUACACUUCGAUCAGCUGGUUGGACCUAUCAGCAAAUAGCUACACAUCUCCAUCUUACGCUACGGCAAGUCCAACACGCAGCUACAACCCAAGCCACACCUCGUCGCUCGACCGGCCGCCCUCCCUUACUUACAGAAGCCCAACUUGAGGAAUUGAUUGAGUUCGUAUGUUCCUCUCAAAGAGCCCGACGUAUGGCUUACUGGCGGCUCCCACAGGAGCUAGGAUGGGAUUGUUCAGUCUACGCUAUCCGAAACGCCCUUCGCCGAGCUGGAUUUAAGAGAUACGUUGCGCGCCGAAAGCCCCCAAUUAUAGAAGCUACUCGUCAA